CCGGACCACCCCCCCUGGGGAGCUCAGCGGCACCCACCCGGACCCCCCUCGGGAGCUCAGCGGCACCCACCCGGACCCCCCUCGGGCGCUCAGCGGCACCCACCCGGACCACACUCGGGAGCUCAGCGCCAACCACCCGGACCCCCCCUCGCUAAGCGCGAUCGCCCUCGCCCAUGGCGGACAGCACGGGCCCGGAGAAGACGUGGGACGCGUACGGGACCCCCUCUGCUCGGGAGGGGUCCCGGCCCGGUGCGUCGGCCGUUAUCGACAUGGAGAACCUUGACAACGCAUCUGGUUCCAGCUUCGAGGAGGUGGAUGAGCCGGGGGGACCCGCGCGGGAGCGUCGCGGGGGCGGCGGGGAGGACGAGGAGUUCCUGGGCAUCUCGGGGCUACACAGGGAGCUCGGGAAACAGGUGGUCGGACAGGUGUUGUCCGCGGGCUCGGAGCGCGCAACCAAGGCCUUCGCCUUCUACGCCAACAUCGACUUGCUGCGGCCAUACUUUGACGUGGAUCCCGCGCAGGUCCGCGAACGCCUCUUACAGUCGCUCAUUCCCAAGCGCCAGAUCAACCGGCCCCAGGGAGUGGAGAGGGAGUUGUACGGGCCGCUGAUGCUCGUCCUCACGCUGGUGGCCAUCCUGCUGCAGGGCAUGAAGUCCUCGGGCACCAUCAUUAGGGAGGGCACGCUGAUGGGCACCGCCCUGGCCACAUGCCUGGGGUACUGGCUGGGCGCCUCCGGGCUACUCUACCUUCUGGCCUACGUGACCGGAACACGCAUCUCCAUGAGUCAAACCCUGGCGCUCAUUGGCUACAGCCUCUUCGGCCACUGCGUCGUGCUGCUGGUCACGUAUAACGUGCACGUGCACGCCCUCUUCUUCUCGCUCUGGGUAGUCGUCGGGGGCCUCUCCGCCCUCCGCAUGGUGAUGGUACUGGCAUCGCGGGCUCCGGGCUAUCGCCAGCGGAUGGUACUGUGCGGGACACUCGCUUCACUGCACAUGCUGUCUCUGCUGUACUUACACUUCACGUACCAUCGGGUGGUGGAAGAGCUGAUGGAAUCUCUGGAAGGACGAACGUCCAUGGGCCGGGCAUCUCGAUCCAUUACAGACUUGGCCUCCGAGGGCCAAGGCAGCUUGCUGCUGGCUACAACACGGCUCGGAAUCACAGCACAUACAUAGAGGCUCCUCGUGCACACACAUGAUUUCACACACAGGGGGCCCAGACACAGCCCUCCAUGGCAUGUGCUCACAACGUGAAUAAUGUCUGUUAAAGUGAAGUCUUCUGGGUUUGGAUACAUGUUGAGCAUUUCUUCUCUAAAGCUUUUGCAUGCACUACUGCGGGCAGUUACAGGAGUUGAAAUGAAGAUGCCCGCCCGCUUGUUGUUUUCAAGUUUGUUGUCCUUCCCAGUACCUCCGAUUAGCACUGUUGGCUAUGUACGGUGCGAAAGAAGUUCAACAUACAUAUCGCAUGGCGAAGAAGGCUUGAUAGAAAAUUAUGCUGAACGGGCGACCUAACGUAGAAGAUGACACUUGGAUGCGCAAACUUACGUGUUGAAACCUUUCCACUGAUCAUAUGAAAGCUGGGCCUGGUCUCCUAUAGAGACCCCAGUGAGCACCUUGGAUGCCUCUUGAUGGCACAGGGGGUCACCUCGUUACUUCUGCAGUGUCCGUGUUCCAAGGAAACUGUAAAUACCUUGUAUAUUAGGAAGCAUAGCACUUCAUUAAAUAUAAAUAUUUUACUGGUCGUAAUUAACUUUUAAAUGUAUUGGUGGCAAGUGAUGAAUGGGUGUUGCUGUUUUGGGUGUUGGUAGUGCUGUGUAAAGCAGCAGUUAUGGGGCUUCUUGCUGUAGUUGUGCCUUUGCACAAUGUUAAAAUAAACGUGAGGAGGACGUU
This is a messenger RNA of Petromyzon marinus (sea lamprey), 1886 nucleotides long. RefSeq names its product protein YIPF3-like. The record is from RefSeq and is a predicted model, not a curated record. NCBI's taxonomy places the organism in Eukaryota, Metazoa, Chordata, Hyperoartia, Petromyzontiformes, Petromyzontidae. Gene Ontology annotation, cellular component: membrane; Golgi apparatus.